This is a messenger RNA of Closterium sp. Naga37s-1, 1449 nucleotides long. NCBI's taxonomy places the organism in Eukaryota, Viridiplantae, Streptophyta, Zygnematophyceae, Desmidiales, Closteriaceae. The record is from the annotation of a GenBank genome assembly.
AUGACCGUGUCGUUCAUCCUGCGCCGCGACUUCAUCGACUUCCACAGCUCGCUGCUAGCUUUAGGCUUCAAUUGGGCACCCCCUCUCUCCCAAACCCUCUCCCCCAAACCCUCUCCCCCGUUCUCCCCCAUUCUCUUCCCCCCAUUCCCUUGCCCAUUCCUUGUCCCUCAUUCCCUUGGCCUCAUUCCCAUUACCCUAUCCCCUUGCGCCAUCACCUUGCACCAAUUCCUUUCCCUCCCUGAACCCCAUUCCCUUUCCCCCACCCUCUGCCUCCUGAGUCGGCCCUUGCCUUCAAUCCCUCACCCCACCCCCUCUGCCUCCCCUCCCAGGGUUCGUUUUCAACUGUGCGACCACCUUCCUGCUCACCAACGCGCUCAAGGGUUCGUGUUCAACUGUGCGACCACCUUCCUGCUCACCAACGCGCUCAAGGUCUCCAUCGGCCGGCCCCGGCCACACUUCUUCAUCGUCUGCUUCCCCUCGGGCGUUCCUGGCAUGGCAGGUGUGUACGGCAGCGACGGCAACGCACAGUGCAACGGGUCGUCAUCCAGAGUCAUGGAGUCGAGAGUCAGCUUCCCCAACGCUGCAACACUUUCAGGGCAACGCUCCCUUACCCUGGAGCUCCCAUACCCGCUCUCUUCUCCCCUUCACCUGUCACUGCACUGCCUGGCAAGUGUGUAUGACAGCAGUGGCAACGCACAGUGCAACGGGUCGUCAUCCAGUGUCAUGGAGUCGAGAGUCAGCUUCCCCAGCGGCCACACCUCCAUGUCCUUUUCGGGUUUGACCUAUGCUGCUCUCUUCCUGGCAGCCAAGCUGCAGGCGUUCAUGUCCUUUGCAGGUUUGACCUAUGCUGCUCUCUUCCUGGCAGCCAAGCUGCAGGCGUUCAGCGCAAGAGGGAGGGGGCAGCUGUGGCGGCUGGUGCCUUCGGCAUGCUGCCUGGCGGGUGCUGCUUCCGUGGGCAUCACUCGAAUCGACGACUACUGGCACUUCCCAUUCGACGUGUUCAUCGGAGGGCUGAUAGUGGACGACUACUGGCACUUCCCAUUCGACGUGUUCAUUGGGGGCCUCAUUGGGCUCAUUGUAGGCGCGUGUCUGUUCGGGUUCGAGUGGGAGGGGGAGGGGUCACAUGUGGCGGCUGGUGCCGUCAGCAUGCUAUCUGGUGGGCGCUGCUUCCGUGGCCGUCACUCGAGUGGACCUACACUGGCACUUCCAGUUUUGAGGCGCCUCAAAAACUAUGCUGCCUGGCGGGCGCUGCCACUGCGCCUCAAAACGGGCGCUGCCACUGUGGCCAUCACCCGAGUGGACGACUACUGGCACUUCCCCUUCGACGUGUUCAUUCGGGGGCUGAUAGCUGGUCGACUGUAUGAGAGCAUGGGCCAUAAUGCUGUGUGCAUGAGAGCAUGGGCGCAUGAGGGCAUGAGAGCAUGUGGGCAUGAGAGCAUGGGUGCAUGA